AUGGCAUCACCAUCUGCAGCUGCGCCACCUCUCCACCCAUGCAUCCUCAGCUCCCAGUGCUGACACGGAAGACAGCCAUGUUGUGGAAGGCGUUUCUGCUUGUAGGGCUCAUUGUGCUGGGGAUUCAUGAUUGCAGCUUCAAAUUUAUAGACAUCGACAAGAAUGAGGCAUAUUUUGCCAUUUCUGUGGAGUAUGUCGUGUUCCACUUCAAUGAAAACCAGGAUGAUGAUUUUGCCUACAAGUUCCUGAGAGUCCGCAGAAGUCAGUGUCAUAGCAGUGAUACAUUUGUAUACUUAAUAGACCUGGAGAUGGGCCGUACAAUUUGUGGGAAAUAUGAUGAAGACAUUGACAAUUGCCCAUUACAGGAAGGCCAAGGAGAGAAAAAGGUACGCUGCACUUAUAUUUUGGAGUCUCUAGCAUGGAAGACUCAGUUCAUCAUCUUGAACAGUACCUGUGUGCAGACUUAAGUGGGGGCAGAGGUCUCUGUGUACCUGCAGCCAAAGUCCCCUUUCCUCUGAAGGUGACUGCCUGUAGUUUAAGGUCUAUUUAGAACCAACACAAUUAAAGUUAUCACAGAACAUUCUGGAUCUCUGAA
Peromyscus eremicus (cactus mouse) is the source of this 595-nucleotide messenger RNA. RefSeq names its product cystatin-12-like. NCBI's taxonomy places the organism in Eukaryota, Metazoa, Chordata, Mammalia, Rodentia, Cricetidae. Gene Ontology annotation, molecular function: cysteine-type endopeptidase inhibitor activity. The transcript has 3 exons. The coding region runs from base 39 to 467 and encodes 142 amino acids. The record is from RefSeq and is a predicted model, not a curated record.